AGCAGGAUGACGACCUCUUCCCGAGCUUUCGGCCGUGUCCGCGUGGCCGCGGGGUCGAAAUAACAACCACCGUACCUACCUAUCUAUCCAUCUUACUACCUGCCCACCUGUCAACUAUUGCCCAUACUCUGAUACCGUGCAACUACGAAGAUGUACAGAUCCUUGUUGAGAAGAGCUCGACCAGCUGCAUCCUCUCCGUCGCAGGUCAGGGGGAUCUCGAGACUAGCAACCGCCAGGAAAGAAUGGGGUAACAAGCUCGUCGUCUCGGAAGAGGUCGAACAUGCGCUCGAAUCUGGCAGUAAAGGAACAAUCGCCCUGGAGACGGCUAUCGUGACACAUGGUAUGCCCUACCCCGCCAACCUGGAUACGGCCUUGUCCCUGGAAAAGAUCAUCAGAGAGACCUCUUCCAACAACGUCGUACCCGCAACCAUAGCGCUCCUGCAAGGCCGCGUUCAUAUUGGCUUGACACGUGGAGAAAUGGAACGACUGGCCGACCCGGAGGUCUCGAAAAAGAGCAUCAAGGUCUCUAGGCGGGAUUUGGCUUUCGGAGUGUCUAAUAGGUUGGAUGGAGGGACUACGGUCGCGGGGACGAUGUUGCUUUCUCAUCAGGUUGGGAUCGAGACCUUCGUCACUGGGGGUAUAGGAGGUGUACACCGGGGGGCCCAGAGCAGUAUGGACAUCUCUGCGGACCUCCAAGAAUUGUCGAAGACCCCCAUGGGUGUCGUCUGCGCAGGAGCCAAAUCCAUCCUAGAUCUCGGCCUCACCCUCGAAGUGCUCGAAACGCUCGGUGUCAACGUCUCCACUAUUGGGGAGAGUAACGAUUUCCCAGCGUUUUACACUCGGGUUUCUGGGUUCAAGAGUCCUUACUUCGUCAGGACCCCUGAAGAGGCUGCCCGGCUGUUGCACACCUCGCUGCACGUCCUCCCACCCUCCUUGCGUGCCGCUCAGUUGUUUGCCACUCCCAUUCCGGCCGAAUACGAAGCUCAGGGCGCCAAGAUUCAAAAGGCCGUGGAACAGGCUGUCAGGGAGAGCGUUGAACAAGGGGUAGAUAAGAAGGGCAAGGAGGUCACGCCUUGGUUGUUGAAACGAGUUGGAGAGCUCACUCAAGGGAAAGCUUUGGAGAGCAAUAUCGCGUUGAUCGAGAACAAUGCCAGGGUUGGAGCCAAGUUGGCGCAAGAGCUGCUGCGCUUGAAGUCGAGCGGAAUCGCUGGCUCAUCAUCAUCAACAUUCGUCGCACCCGUCAUCCCAAGUUUGAAGAGAACAGAAACGAUAAAGCCACCCAAGCGGACAGACGUGGAAUCGCUGCCUCGACCCAAAGUCCUGGUCUUUGGCUCGGCAGCCAUAGAUGUAACCGCUCAAGCUAGGCCGUCAACGGGAUCGAUUCUUCACACGACCGUCCCGGGCGCAGUCCAAUUCACGCCAGGCGGAGUCGGAAGGAAUAUAGCGGAGUGUGCCAGUCGGCUUUCGGAUCCGAACGAGGUGUUGUUGAUCUCUGCCAUCGGAACACGGCCGCAAUCACAUUCGGAGGCACCGCCUACUGCGGAUACCUUUGGAACGAUCCUCGAAAGCGAGAUGGGGAUUUCAGGAAUGCGGACCGAUGGGCUGAUACGCCGACUGGACGCGAGCGCGAACACGGCGGUCUGCAACUUGAUCCUUAGCCAUGAUGGCGGUCUCAUCGCAGGGAUCGCAGAUAUGGACAUCGCCGAAUCGAUAACGGUCGAAGAAGUUACCGAGGCAAUUGAACGCUAUCAGCCAGAGAUCGUAGGGUUUGAUGCGAACAUUCGGGAAGAAGUCUUGAGCGCUCUUUUGGUGACGUGUCAGCGAAAGGGAAUUCAGACCAUGUUUGAUCCAACGUCUUUGCCAAAGAUGGAAAGGAUGAUUUCGGCGUUGCGUACGAACCUCCCGGCACCGCCAUCAGAAUCUCGUCUGCUCAGUCAUUUCUCACCAAAUCUGCUGGAAGUCAAGGAAUUGUACGGAAAACUCCAGCAGCUGGGACUCUUUGAGACGGAAGAAUGGUUCGCCUAUAUCGCUGAACUGCGCUUGAGUGCCAACUGGCGUAACGGUAUCGAGCGACUGUCGAACAUCAAGGAACACGAUCUUGGAUGGCUCGUGAACGCCGGUGUUGCUCAGAUGAUGGUCAGCCUUCUGCCCUGGGUAGAAAACCUCUGGGUCAAAUGUGGACAGGACGGAUUGAUACAUCUUGGGAUUGUCGACGCCGCUCGGGAAGCAUCGCGCGGACAAGCCGGAGUCCGUCGGGUCGAGCACGACUCGCCGAACGAUUUCAAGGAUUUCGCCAUCGGCCAGAUGGAGAAGCCGGUCUUGAGACUGUCGCACUUUCCGCCCAUCAAACUGGACCGGAUGGUAUCGAGCACCGGAGCCGGUGAUUCUCUUGUGGGUGGUUUGAUCGCAGGCCUCGGUCGUAGUUUACCGAUAGACCAGGUAGCGCGACAAGGUAUGGACGCCGCGCGCGCUUCGUUGCUAAGCGAUCAGGCUGUAGGGGAUGUCAAGCGAUUGGAGUGACGUGCUGCAUUAUCCUGAACGCAUGGCGCAAACUAUAAGCAUGACAUACCACUUGAGAUGGAUCAUCCCCAACAAGAGAUUUAUAACCGCAAAUUUCUCGAUUUCGCAACGGGUUUUGGCUUGUUGCGCAACUUCACGCCACGGUACAUCCCGAAGACUCGUCUUGGGGAUAUGGGCGGCUUGUCACACGGCUGACCCAUAGGGACGAGCAUCGCAUCGUAAGCAAGUUCCGUCAAAAGAGCUUAUUCUCACUGCGAGCCGGUGGCUUCCAGAUUGCGUAGCGCCGACUUCAGAUUCUAUGUAUUGAUGGAAGUCUCAGGAUGGUAGGAGCUGUACAGAAUCUGUCAUGUGUCUCAGACCGUCUCCGGCUUCCCUGCUCGUAUGCUCUGCGCUGCCGGUUUGUGCUUUUGAAAUGUAUAGGCAUGGUGAUCACGACCGCCGCAUCGAGCCGAGUAGUCAUUUUCCUC
Filobasidium floriforme is the source of this 2987-nucleotide messenger RNA. Its product is annotated as Indigoidine synthase A like protein-domain-containing protein. The transcript has 12 exons. The record is from RefSeq and is a predicted model, not a curated record. Bases 151 to 2520 code for a protein of 789 amino acids. NCBI's taxonomy places the organism in Eukaryota, Fungi, Basidiomycota, Tremellomycetes, Filobasidiales, Filobasidiaceae. Gene Ontology annotation, molecular function: kinase activity; pseudouridylate synthase activity.